AUGGCUUAUGACCGCUUCAUUGCCAUCUGCAGACCCCUGCACGAUGGCACCAUCAUGGGCAGCAGAGCCUGUGUCAAAAUGGCAGCAGCUGCCUGGGGUACUGGUUUUCUCAGUGCUCUCCUGCACACUGCUAACACAUUUUCAAUACCACUCUGCCAAGGCAACACCGUGGACCAGUGCUUCUGUGAGAUUCCUCAGAUCCUCAAGCUCUCCUGCUCAGAUGCCUAUCUCAGGGAAGUUGGGCUUCUUGUGGUUAGUGGCUCUUUAGCCUUUGGGUGUUUCAUUCUCAUUGUGGUGUCCUACAUGCAGAUCUUCACUGCUGUGCUGAGGAUCCCCUCUGAGCAGGGCCGGCACAAAGCCUUUUCCAUGUGCCUCCCGCACCUGGCUGUGGUCUCCCUGUUUGUCAGCACUGCAACGUUUGCCUACCUGAAGCCCCCCUCCAUCUCCUCCCCAGCUCUGGAUCUGGUGGUGGCUGUUCUGUACUUGGUGGUGCCUCCAGCAGUGAACCCCCUCAUCUACAGCAUGAGGAACAAGGAGCUCCAGGAGGCACUGAGGAAACUGAUUCAAGAGGUACUACUUCAGCAGCAAUGA
Dromaius novaehollandiae (emu) is the source of this 591-nucleotide messenger RNA. Its product is annotated as olfactory receptor 14J1-like. The transcript has a single exon. The record is from RefSeq and is a predicted model, not a curated record. NCBI's taxonomy places the organism in Eukaryota, Metazoa, Chordata, Aves, Casuariiformes, Dromaiidae. Gene Ontology annotation, cellular component: membrane. Bases 1 to 591 code for a protein of 196 amino acids. Gene Ontology annotation, biological process: G protein-coupled receptor signaling pathway. Gene Ontology annotation, molecular function: odorant binding; olfactory receptor activity.